Messenger RNA from Bipolaris zeicola 26-R-13, 1590 nucleotides. RefSeq lists its product as uncharacterized. The transcript has 3 exons. Gene Ontology annotation, cellular component: COPI vesicle coat; cytosol. Gene Ontology annotation, biological process: endoplasmic reticulum to Golgi vesicle-mediated transport; retrograde vesicle-mediated transport, Golgi to endoplasmic reticulum; Golgi localization. Lineage: Eukaryota; Fungi; Ascomycota; Dothideomycetes; Pleosporales; Pleosporaceae. Bases 1 to 1590 code for a protein of 529 amino acids. The record is from RefSeq and is a predicted model, not a curated record.
AUGGUGGUCCUCGCGGCUUCAAUAUGCACAAGAGGCGGCAAGGCAGUCCUCUCGCGCCAAUUCCGGGAAAUGCAGCGCUCCCGCAUUGAGGCUCUCCUCGCUUCUUUCCCCAAGCUCGCCGACAGUGGAACCCAGCAUACCACCUGCGAACAGGACAACGUGCGCUACGUCUACCAGCCCCUCGACGAACUUUACAUGGUCUUGAUCACCAACCUACAAUCCAACAUCCUCCAAGACAUCAACACUCUGCACCUCUUCGCUCAGGUCUGCUCCUCGAUAUGCAAGUCUCUCGACGAGCGCGAGAUUCUCAAGAACGCUUUCGAGCUUCUGACGGCCUUUGAUGAGAUUGUCACACUGGGAUACAGGGAGAACUUGACCAUAAGCCAGAUCAAGACUUUCUUGGACAUGGAGUCACACGAGGAGCGUAUUCAAGAGAUCAUCGCACGGAACAAGGAGCUUGAGGCUUCAGAAGAGCGCAAGCGCCGGGCCAAGCAGCUCGAGAUGCAGCGCAAGGAGAUGUCGAGAUCACAGCGAGCAGGCGGAGGCAUGGGAGGAGGUAUGGGAAGUGGCAUCGGAGGUGGAAUGGGAGGUCGAUCGCCAUCGUAUCCUACCUUCACACCCAGCGUGCCCACGACCAACGUUGCCGACACCUACGACUCGUAUGAAGCCGAGAAGAAGAAGGCGUCGAGCAAGCCAUUGGCUCUCGGCAAGAAGGGUAUGCAGCUCGGCAAGAAGAACAAGACCAGCAACAUGUACGAGCAAGUGACUGGUGAGGUCGCGCCAGCUGAAGAGGAGCCGCUUGUUGCACCUAAGCCAAGUGCAUCCGCUGUAGCAGCCCCAGCGAGCGCACGCCAAUCGACCUCGACCGACCGCGAACCUGUUCAUAUUACCACCAACGAGACCAUCUCGGCGAGACUCGACCGCGAAGGUCUUCUUAAGUCGUUUGAAGUCAAGGGCGAGAUGCAACUCAAGAUCACUGAUGCUUCUUUCACUCAGGUCAAGCUUGACCUGGCUACAGGAGACACUCGCGGCGCUCAACUUAUGACACAUCCAAAAGUUGACAAGACAGUUUUCAGGAACGACAAGGUCAUCCAGCUUGCCGACACAAGCAAGGGCUUCCCAUCGAACAUGGGUAUUGGCGUCAUGAAGUGGAAGCUGGCACCACGACCAGACGAUAUCUCGGACCCACCCAUCACAUUCCGCGUCUGGGUUGAGGACUCUGGUAACAUGUACAACAUCACAGUCGAGUAUGAGCUUACUGGUGGCGACUCGCUCAAGGACGUCACCGUCACUAUUCCUUACCAGACGGACGAGCCCAACGUGUCAUCUUUUGACGCUGUCUAUGAAGUCAGCGGCGACAGCAUUGAGUGGAACAUUGGUGCUGUUGAUGAAGCGAACAGCUCCGGCAGCUUUGAGUUUGAGGCUCAAGCCGGCAGUGACUCUGAAUUCUUCCCCAUGAGCAUUCGCUUCAGCAAGAGCACACCUUUUGUGGAUGUAGAUGUCUCGUCUGUAACCCUGCUCUCCAUGGGUCAAGAGAUCAGCUUCUCCAAAGACGUAAAGUCUGUUGCCGAAAACUACACCAUUUCAUAA